AUGGUAUAUGCAAUAUCAUGGAAUGAUUUUAUCCAAGCAACAAGGAAAAUUGUUUCGGAUUCACCAGAUAAAACAAGAUAUGUUAUAAAAUUACAUAAACCAACUGAUGAAAUUAUAUUAAAGGUCACGGAUAAUAAUAAUACGAUAAUGUAUAGAUUAAGUAAAAAUGGUAACAUGAAAAAACUUGAAGAAUUUAAUUCCCUUUUCUUAACAUGGGGAACAAGUGAAAAUCCAAAUGAGCCAUUCCCCUUGAAAAUGAAUAAUAAGGGAUCUAUUGAACAAAAAAUGAAAAAGGUUAAGUAG
Messenger RNA from Plasmodium yoelii, 303 nucleotides. RefSeq names its product signal recognition particle subunit SRP9, putative. The record is from RefSeq and is a predicted model, not a curated record. Gene Ontology annotation, molecular function: 7S RNA binding. The transcript has 5 exons. Gene Ontology annotation, cellular component: signal recognition particle, endoplasmic reticulum targeting. Bases 1 to 303 code for a protein of 100 amino acids. Gene Ontology annotation, biological process: SRP-dependent cotranslational protein targeting to membrane. Lineage: Eukaryota; Apicomplexa; Aconoidasida; Haemosporida; Plasmodiidae.